CACUGGUCACAAACGAUGUACGUAUGUCGUACGAAUUCUUCCAAUCUAUUUGAUUUAAAGAUCACAAGAUGUAGACCAUGCGGGACGAGGUGGCAAUAUAUCUACGCAACGGCAUGCAUAAGAUUGUCGUACGAAAACAUCGUGUAAUAUUUACACGAUAGCGUAUAUAAGUGUGGACAUCAAGAUCAAGAGAACGCAGAAAAGAGCAAUGAUAAAAGAAGGGAAGCGAUGGACUGUGAUUAAGUUCAAAUUUAUAAAAAGACAUGCUUGAACGGAAGAAAAAGACAAUAAUCAGAAGUCGAUAGCGCGGAACAGGCGAGAAAGGAGGCACUAGUCGCGUUACAUUUAUGAUUGCAACGUGCAGAACAGACAUAUAUAGUGUAUAUGGAACACAGGAAUAACCGUGAAAAAAAGAUUUAUCACUUUUCCUACCAGUUACUAUCUUGGAAGUAAGGGGGGGAUAUACAAAAGUGAUGUGUAAAGAGAAAUACGAAGCAGUUGAGAAACUUACGAAGUAGUGAAGGCAUGUGUUGAUUAUCGUCAUAAUUUUUAUUACCAAUAACAAUGUUGAUUAUAAUGUUUUUAUAUUUUCUAUGCAAUCCGAUUUUUUGCAAUACACAGGACGAAGACGAGCCAUGUAUCACUAAUAACAAUUUGCCAGGUAUUUGUAAACUUCUUCAACAAUGUCCUUCAGUUUAUGAAAAUUUAUUAAAAGGAUUAAGUUCACAUAAAAUAUGUGGAUAUCUUAAUUUUGAUCCUGUUGUAUGCUGUCCAAACAUAAAAAAAACAUCUACAACUAUAAUUAGAACUACAACAACUAAAAAAACAACUGCAAUUACAACUCUUCUACCAUUUACUGAAAAGAUGAAAACAAGAGAAAAAUGUGAAGAAUAUAGUAGAUACGUAUACACGACCGAAUAUCCACCAACUUUAAUAAACAAUAAGAAACCUGUAAAUAAAUCUUUGUGUUACAUUAAAGAUCGUACACUUAUCGUCGGUGGUACAAAAGCUGAAGCAAAAGAAUUUCCGCAUAUGGCUGCAAUUGGAUUUGACACAUUAGAUGGCAUUGUUUGGGCAUGCGGCGGCACAUUAAUUUCAGAAAGAUUCGUUUUAACCGCUGCACAUUGUACUUUUAGCAGAAACUUGAAUAGCACUGCAAAUUGGGUACGAUUAGGUGAUUUAAAUCUCGAGAGAUCGGAUGAUUAUGCAAAACCAGAAAAUUUUCGUGUUAUUGAGCGAAUAAGAAAUCCUCAUUAUAAACCACCAUCUCAAUAUCAUGAUAUCGCGCUUCUUAAAUUAGAAAGUGACGUGCAAUUCAAUGCGUGGAUAAGACCCAGUUGUUUACCGUAUUCUUUACCGGAUAGUGGCCUUGAUGGUAAGGCAACUGCAACAGGAUGGGGAGAUGUUGAAUGGCACGAAAGCGGUUCAAAUGAUUUAUUAAAAGUCACAAUUAGUUUGGUAUCUCAACCAAAAUGUAAUAAGUUAUUCAUCGGAAAUGAGAAAAACAAUAAACUCAAAUUCGGAAUCACAGAAGAUUCGCAAAUCUGCGCCGGUGAACUUGGAAAAGAUACUUGUCAGGGAGAUAGUGGUGGACCACUUGUCAUCUUAAAUCGAGAUUACGAUUGUAUGUAUACUUUAAUCGGUGUAACGAGUUUAGGGAAGCUUUGCGGUACCAUUAUUCCUGGUAUAUAUACUCGCGUUUACAAUUAUAUCUCAUGGAUAGAGAAUAUAGUUUGGCCAGAUUUGUAAUACAAAUGUAAAAUAAAUACAUUUUUAUAUUAAAUUGUA
Molecule: messenger RNA, 1788 nt
Organism: Apis laboriosa (Himalayan honeybee)
Lineage: Eukaryota; Metazoa; Arthropoda; Insecta; Hymenoptera; Apidae
Product: serine protease snake-like
Exons: 8
Coding region: 565-1749 (394 amino acids)
Biological process (GO): proteolysis
Molecular function (GO): serine-type endopeptidase activity
Source: RefSeq, a predicted model, not a curated record